AAAAACAAACUUUAAUAAUGAAAACAUCAUCAUUGGAAGAUUAGAAACAAUGUUGUGUUGUUAUCAAGCACAAGCUUAGUGAGUAAAAUUAUGACUAAGAAACUAUAAAAAUGUGACUAAAGAGAAAAGUAAAAAGUGAUUAUGAGCUAUUAUAUUAUAAUUUUGCAUUUAAAGUAGGCCUACUUAUAUUAAAAUAAUAAAAAACUUCUCCAGAAAAGUAAAGCAAGAACAAAUUAAGAUACGACUCAAGAAUAAAGAGUAGCCGCUGGUGAACGGUGUAUUAUAAAUUUCCACUUGCAUUAGGCCUAUACAAACUUCUAUAGUAAAGAAAAAUUACAUUGUGAUAAAAAUGUGGUGUUAAAAAUCAGGGUUGUACUUAGAAAAAAUGGAGACAUGUCACAUCUAGCCAUCAUCUGGGCCUACUAUGCCCUCAGAUGUGAUUUAGAAUGGUAGCUGUCUCCAUCCCAAACCUUGCAAAAGACUGUAGACUCAGAGUGGUAACUGUCUCCAUCCUAAUCCUUGCAAGGGCUGUGAAUCUAGAGCAGAAAUGAAAGAAAAACUGUUUAGAAAACUGUAUAAAAACUGUAUUACCCAGGACAGCAUGGAAAGAAAAGUCAUACUUGAUACAUGGUCAUAAACAAACAGAAACAAUAACAAAACGGACACUUUAUCACUACGUAUACCAACCUCACUUUCGAAGAGUCAAUCCUAGCCUAGUACUAGGUCGAGUUUUAGUACCAGGAUGGAAGAGGACGACCAUCCUCCGAAGGUUUUCAUUCCUCCUGAAACCCUGGGCAGGAAUGGAUCCAUCAAAUGGCUGAAUUUAUCUAUGUACACGAGGAGGGAAGCUUCUAUUACUAAUGAACACAGAGUUAAGGUCCUGAGAGGAUGGCGACAGAAGUAUGAGUUCCUUCUGGGGAUCGUGAAGGAGCCAGGACGCCUUCUGCCAGAGUCCCUAGAGAAGGAACUACAGAUGGUAGAGGCCAAGAGGCAUGGCUACGCAAUCGAGCGAGCACUCGUGCAGGCCAACAUAGAUACUUGGGAAAACAUGGGGGGAAGCAAGACCACCAAGAGGAUGAAGGAUGUCAGCCGGCCAGAGAGCAUUCGGUCUCUCUACGAGCAGGUGGCCAAUCUGGACUGUAUGCUGACAUCGCUCGAGACCCAGAUCGAGGUUCUAGCCUCCGUUCAUAACAACUUGCCCAAGGAGUUUCAUGACACCUUCCAUGACUCCGGCACCAGCGGCCAUGAGCCGGACAGCCUGGAAGCGAUCCAGACGGUGGUGAGAGGAGGUGGGGGCGGAGGCGGAGGAGGAGGAGGAGGCGUAGACGGCAUCGUCGAAGGGCGCCCGUCUCCCUCCUCGUCUCCCGAAGCAGACAUCGACGAAGACGGCGACAAUGGCGUUGGAGUUGUUGGAGGAAGUGUUGGGGGGAUGAUGCGUCCCGAAGACGCUGCCGUUCUCCUCCACCUGGAGCGCUCCAGCCACCGACAGACGAGAAGGGACUUGAACGAGAUGAGGGACAAGUACGAGAAUCUCCAGAUGCGCCUCGCUGAGAAGGACCUCAAGUUUCAUGUCAAGACCGUCGGCAGUGACUUGGAGAGCCUUCACAUCGAGCAUGAGACGACGCUCACUUCUUUGGAGUCUCUGAAUUCCGUGGCCUCUUCAGACAGACUCGUGGAUGAGCUCAAGUUCCGAGAGAUGACCAACUGUCAGCUGAGGACCCGCCUUCUGCAGCUGGAGAAGGACCGACUCGACAAGAUUCCCAUCGACGCAGCCAGAGAAAUUCAUCGCCUCAACGCUUCUCUGAUUCAGCUGGAAAAACAAAGAGACGAACUAACCCUGCAGAACUUCACCCUGAAAUCUCGCCUAUCAGACGUCACCUCCAAAAUCCACGACCCAGCCGCCACCUACCAGGUCAACAGGGAAUCAUCUCUGGGAGGCAAAGAAAACGGGAUCAUCCAAAAUGGCAAACUUGACAAUGGGAAACUGACCAAAAACGUCGACGCCGACCCGGACGUCGUGAAAGUCCUGCGGAAAGCGACGUACAAAGUCAAGAACGACGGCGAGAAGCUGCGGCAGAUGUGCACGGAAUUCGAUAAUAAAGAAGAGGAGUAUAAGAGGAGGAUUAGUGAGUUGGAGACUGAGGUGAAGAACGCCCAGAACGAGAAUACGAAGAGUCACGACCGUGCGAUUAGAGAGAUGGAAAAUAGGUUGGAGUUGACUUCUCAGAAGCUGGAGGCUGCCGAGAGGUAUAUGACGGCCAAGGAGGAGGAGUGCAAUAUGCUCAAGUUGGACCUCGACACGCUGAACGAGGAGAACAAGAGGCUGAAGGAGAAUCUUAACGAUUUGAUACUUGCGCAGAAGGAACUUACGGAAGUUAGUAGGCAGAAGACUUCCCUGGACGAGAAAUUUGCGAAGUUAGCUGAGGAACACAGAGUCCUGGCAGAGGACUUCAACAGGGAGAGAGUCCUCAGAAAGAAAUAUUAUAAUCAGGUUGAAGAGAUGAAGGGGAAGAUUCGCGUCUUUUGUCGAAUCCGCCCCGUCAACGAGGUGGAGCAAAGGCGGGACGGGGGCGAAAUGGUUACGGCAGUCGACGACGAGUUCACCGUCAGCCUCAACUCCCCUCGAGGUCAAAGGUCGUUCAUCUUCGACAGGGUAUUCCAGCCGAAGGAGGAUCAGGAAGCUGUCUUCCAGGAUACGAACGCCUUAGUCCAGUCUGCCCUGGACGGUUUCAAUGUCACCAUCAUGGCCUAUGGACAGACGGGAUCGGGGAAGACUUACACAAUGUUGGGGACGGAUUCAAACCCGGGCAUCGCACCCAGGGCGUUCCAGCGCCUUUUCCAGCUGAUCGAUGAGAAUAGGUCGAGGAACGACGUCCAAGUUGCUACUUACAUGCUGGAACUGUACAACGAUAAGCUGGUAGAUCUGUUGAAGCCUAUAGGUGGGGAGAACGACCGACUGGAGAUCAAACGGGACAAAAAAGGAGUCAUCCAUGUCCCAGGGGCAACGACUCGCAGCGUGUCCUCGGCGAGCGAACUCAGCCAGGCGUUCCAGGAGGGUCUGACCAACCGCCACACAGCCUCAACCAAGAUGAACGUCGAGAGUUCCAGGUCCCACCUCCUCAUCUCCGUCUGCCUGACGGUGACGUCCAAACAAACGGGGUCUGUUCUGAGGGGAAAACUGACCCUAGUUGACCUGGCGGGCAGCGAGAGAGUGAGCAAAAGCGGAGCUUCAGCGGACCAGCUGAAGGAGGCGAAUUCCAUCAACAAAUCUCUCUCCGCCCUGGGUGACGUCAUUUCCGCUCUAUCCUCCGAAUCGUCUUUUAUACCGUAUAGAAAUAGCAAACUGACGAUGCUUCUGCAAGACAGCCUGGGCGGAAACGCUAAGACGCUGGUCUUUGUCAACGCUUCUCCUUCUGCAUACAAUGCAGAGGAGACACUGGUAUCCCUCAUGUACGCAUCCAGAAUAAAGCAGAUUACAAACAACGUCAGCAAAAACGCCGAUAAUAAGGAAAUCAUACGAUUGAAAACUAUAAUCAGCAAAAUAAAGAAAGGAGAAGAGCUGGAGGAAGACAUAACUUGAUGGCCUCCACCUCCUAACCCCCAUUUCCUGGAGAUCUCGAAGAGCGAAGGUUUCUUUUUUAUAAAAAGAAUAAUCUUCUGUAAAUAAUUAUUACAUAAUUGAAUGAUUCGCCGUUUUUAGAUGGAGGUGGCCGAUACGCGUUUCCGUCGCGUAUCGACUUAUUCUGUGACUUGACCCCAUAGAGGCAAGUAGGGUGCUGAGUGGGCCUGCCCAAAAAUAAGGUCAUCCAGUUUAUAAAGAACAUUUCAUUGUCACCUGGUAUCCCUGUCUGUUAAAGGGGCAGUUCUUUAACAAAAUACUGUGAUUAUUUUUUUAUAUCUCGUAGCCUUCUAUGCCAGUUUUAUUUUUAUUUUGUUAUGCCAAAAUAAUUCUAUUACUCAAACUAGCAUGCUUACUGUGUCAAGCAUUACCUUAUUUGUUUUACAUGCUUUGUUUUAUUUACAAGACUUCUACAUACGAUCAUUAUGAAGUUGACAAUACCAACGAACGAAUUUCAACAUUGGAAUUGGUCACCGAGGACUUUGUAUUUCUCCUGAGCCAAUUACCAGCAUUGUGCAUAUAUAUAUAUAUA
Messenger RNA from Macrobrachium nipponense, 4151 nucleotides. RefSeq lists its product as uncharacterized. Gene Ontology annotation, molecular function: microtubule binding; microtubule motor activity; ATP binding. The transcript is spliced from 15 exons. Gene Ontology annotation, biological process: microtubule-based movement. NCBI's taxonomy places the organism in Eukaryota, Metazoa, Arthropoda, Malacostraca, Decapoda, Palaemonidae. Bases 743 to 3580 code for a protein of 945 amino acids. The record is from RefSeq and is a predicted model, not a curated record.